Notolabrus celidotus (New Zealand spotty) is the source of this 2628-nucleotide messenger RNA. It is a transcript of the gene c1h1orf159, whose product is annotated as chromosome 1 C1orf159 homolog. The record is from RefSeq and is a predicted model, not a curated record. The transcript is spliced from 9 exons. NCBI's taxonomy places the organism in Eukaryota, Metazoa, Chordata, Actinopteri, Labriformes, Labridae. The coding region runs from base 46 to 645 and encodes 199 amino acids.
GUAAAGUUUAGAUACCCAAAUGUCGCCUUAAGUAAGGGUUUGAUUAUGGCUCUGUCUUUCCUUUUGGUCUUGGCUGCUAUGGUGAUCCUCAUCAGACCAGAAACACCUGUAACAAAGGCCCUACAUCAAAACUCAUUGGAGUGCUGUGGAGAGAAACAGAGAGGGAACAAUUCAUGUUCAAAUGACACUCACUGUGAACCAGGAUGCUUCUUGCGUGUCCUCGAGAACAGCAACACUGUUUGUAUAUUCUGUGACUCGGCGGCUGUGGAUUUGGAAAACAUCACUGUCUGCACCUACAACUACACAGUGGAGAGAAAGAAUCACACAACUGUAACUACUGUCAUUCCUAAAAUUGGAGGGCCGGGUGUGGCUGCCUCUCUUCUACUGGGAACACUGUUGAUCAGCCUGUUCCUAAUCCUCUCUGUCGCCUCCUUUUUCUACCUCAAACGCUCCAACCGACUCCCUGGCAUCUUUUACCGCCGCAAUAAGGCCUUCAUAUUCCAGCCAAGUGAAACAGCUGUCAUGAUCCCAUCCUCAUCAGUGAGGAAGCCAAGAUACGUCAGGAGGGAGCGGCCCUCUGCAACUUCUACUCUGAACACUGCCACUGUGCCCACCACUUCCACUACUGAAGACUACAAUGUGUAGGAGGAGGCGGGCGGGGAUAGCUGGUGCAGGUAGGAUAGGACGCUCAGGAACGGUGUCAGACUUUCUGAUCAUGUGAAGGAUCCACAGAAAGACCAGCUGACUUGGUGCACAGGUGGCCAAAUUUAACUGUAGCUGCUUCACAUCACUCAGGCUGCUAGUUUUUCUUUAUUUAAUAUGAUCAUAAAGAAGGUUAUAGUAACCUGAUACUUAACUGUCAAUCCUUUUGACUCUGUUUUUCUAUUUGAAACUCACAGGAAAACCAGUUUCAGUAGUUCUCUGUUCAUUUGAAACGUCACAGGCUGGUUUGUCCUCUCACUUUAUGCUCCUUUAUGUUUAAGUCUCAACACUGUAAAUUAAUCGUUUUUAACAGUUGUUUUUUUAACAGUUGUUUAAUGGUUUGUGUUCAAAAACUUGGUGGUUAAAUUUUUAAAUAUAUCUUGUUUUGUAAAAAGAAAGGUUUGACACUUCGGGAAAUGCUCGUACUCCCUCUGUUGGAAAAUGCCCUUUAACUAACCAAUUAGCAUUUACACUCUCUCAGUACUUACAGGUACAUCAAACCAAGUAGAAGAACUACAACUCUCUUUCUGGGUUCUUCAAUUAACAACUAGGUCUCUGAACAGAUGAAAUAAAGAAACCAUGUUUGCUGUUUCUCCUCUGUAAACAAGCCUCUUCAAGAAAACACAUGAAAGAGCAUUUUCCGGAACAUCAAACUCUUCUUUUGAAGUACAGUUCUUUCUUCACAGUGAUCAAGUUGAGUUUUUUUUUUGACUAAGUGCCAGCCCAGUGACAUUUUAUGGAAGCUUUAUUGAAGGGUUUUAUUUUUUCUAAAGUUUGCUUAUUAGAAUGUGUUUUAUACGUGUGAUAUUUAUUUGCACUUUGUAACUGCGCACUGACUUUCACUGAUAACAAAGUGACUUACAGUAGUAAGGUCCUUUUUGGUGGAACGGGACAUUUUAAAGUGAGGUGCUGUAUGAAUGAUGCUUUGAUUUCUUUAUCUGUUUCUUUUCAUAUUUAUUAUUAUUUUUGUGCGCUUAACCAUUGAGAAUGUAUUGUUGGUGUACCACAAAUCGUGAAAUGCAUACGAAAGGAAUCUUUUACCGCAUUUAACAACGGACUUGCUCAACCACAACACACAGUUGUUUUUCACAUGAAAUGCUUCUAAAAUACAGAUUAAAUUCCAGUUUAUAUUUCUCUCAUGAAAACAUGAACACUUCUGAAUCCUCUUGCACUUUAUUACGCAGUCACCAAUAUUAGACCCUUUUUUAAAAAGUACUACUUAAAAUAUCUUGUUGCCAAUGGCUGUGAUCGAGAUUUUUUCUUUGUAUCAAUGGCAACAUUAUUGCUGCAUUAUUGAUAUUACUUGACUACUAUCUAAUUUUGCCAAAUGCUGUCUGAAGAAUGUGGCUUUACUGCACGCCACUACUGUGAUAACUGUGCCAUUAUAAGCUUUAAACACAGACCAGAAAUGUUUAUUGAUGACGAGGUGAAUAAUUGCUAUUUGACUUAAAUCCAGUGGCCUUUACUGCACACAAUUCCAAAAUAAGGUUAGUUGCCAAGUCUGAUUUGCCACACGUUUUUUUCCCCUUUGAGUUUCCAUCUCCAUUUUCUAUCUCCAGUGUAUGUGAAGCCAUGUGAAGUGAACCAGAUAAAAGGCAGCAGUCAUUCCAUGAAUAUUCCCUUUUUGCUUCUUGUGUUUGCUUUUGUACAGAAACCAUAAGCUGAAUACAUGUAUAUAUUGUUUUAUACAGAUGAUGUAUCGUUUUUGUAUUGAUGUACAUAUUGUAGUUUCAGUGCCAUGAAGACUAUUCUGAAGACAAGUGUAAUGUCGGCGAAAUAAAGCACCUUUCCAUGACUAUUUCCCUCUUUGCCGUUAUAGAGACAAGUGUAAUCUGAAAUAUUAUUUUAUUGUACGAUUUAAUUAAGUAAUUCUUGUAUGUUUCUUAUUUGAUUCCUGCUGCUAAUAAUAAACAAUGCCUCACUGUG